AAACUCUUUGAAUGAGAAGGUGUGUCCAAACUUUUGGUCUGUACUGUAUAUCCCAUAAGACUUUCAGCUGCAGCAACAGGUGCUUUUAUAAACAUAUUGGUUCGGGGGCGAGGGAGUGGGCUAAAUUAAAACAUUACAAAAACAUGUAUCAUCAGGUCUACCCCAUAAAACCCUAUGUCUGAGGUUAGAAUAUGUCAAAACGUGAAAAAGUGGUGUGAAUGCUUAUCGCACACUUUCAUGUUUUACCAUCAGAAAUGAAUGCUUUUCGCCGGAUAAAUUCUGCAGCACCCCCUUUCUCCCACCUGCCCGUCUCUAAAUCGGACAUUUUGCUCCGCGCCUACAUAACGCAGCCUUUCCUGCAAAUUAGCCAAUAGUGGAGGUCUGCGUAUGCUUUCCUGCGUGUGGUGGGGACCAGCCAGCAGCGCAGCGCAGAUCCCAUUCAAACAGGUGUGAGGAGCAGAGUAGGUUCCAGGUGGCUCAUGGUGGUCUGAUACGUGGCUGCAGCCCGGAGCCCACAGGAGCAACGGUGUGAGUGGCGUUGGUGCCUUUCUGAGGGCUGAGCAAGCCACAUCCGAAAAUAGUGUUGGCAGUUAGAAAGUAGGUCGAAAGGAACUGAGAACGACGGUUGUUUCCGCGCUUUUGUCUCUGUUCUUUGUUGUUUAGCGAGGACUGUGGUCUUAUUUUCCUUUACAGCCCACCCUUGUGUGUGUGGAGCCUUUUUACGCACAGGUGGGAGAUACCCGCUCGGCGUGUAGGACAGCCCCCCUUCUCUCCAUGCUCCUCAGCGGAUGAUAUGAGGAAGUGACAUUUUUCACCGCUGCGGUUCGGGACAGCUCAGCUCCUCUGCAAACAGGUGUUCCGCUCUCCGGGUCACUUUUCACCAGGAAGCCAACAGGAGGGGAGGCGAAGCGUCCCAGAACCUGAAGGGAGGCUCCUGGACUCGGGACAGGCGGGGAAGGAAGAGGAAUAAAAGGCAGCAGAAGUCAGCUCUUUAUUAGCCCGGGCUGCCUGAACGGGCUCAGACAGAGAGAGGAGAGAGAGAGAGGAGAGAGGGGAGCGAUGGCAACGAAAAAGGCGUGCGUGGAUGCACCCAAGAAGAGCCGGAGUCCGGUCGUGCUGGAGGCUGAGAUGUUCCGAGAAUUUCAGGACUGGUGUCUCCGAACUUACGGGGACUCCGGCAAGACAAAGACCGUCACCCGGCGAAAAUACAACAAAAUCAUGCAGACACUGUUGCAGAACGACGAGCCGGACGGGGUGUACGUGGACAACAGCCACAUCAACGCCAAAUUCAAAUUUUGGGUGAAGUCCAAGGGCUUUCAGGUCGGGACCAACGUUCUGGGAGAGCACAACAAGAAGGGAGCGCCAGGGAAGCCCGUCCUAUACGUCCCGGUCAAGUCAACGUGUUCAGAUGGGAAUUCGGCCCAGGACAACUCCUCCCUGAAGCGCGUUGCCGUUGUCGAGGACUUCUUUGAUAUCAUCUAUGCCAUGCACGUGGAGAUGGGUGCCGACCCAGGCCGAGCACCCAAACAUGCGGGGCAGAAAAAAACCUACAAAGCGAUAGCGGAGACCUAUGCCUUCCUGCCCAGAGAGGCGGUGACUCGGUUCCUAAUGAGCUGCGGAGAGUGUCAGAAGAGGAUGCACAUUAACCCCAGCACCGCAGAGUUCAAAGAAAAUGACCGACCCACCUCCCUGGUCCCCGACCUCAUUGACUACAACAUGCCUCUAACUGCCACCUACCUGAAGCAGAUGAAACUGCAGUGCAUGACAGCCACCGAGAGGGAUGACAGUUCGGUGAGCAGCGAGGACAUGAACAACGCUGAGCCCACUUGGGUCGCAGCAGAGCAGCCAGCAGUGCCUGAACCGAGUUCACCCAAUGGAGAGCGGGUCAGCAACCCGGCCGCCAUUGUGAAAGAGGAGGAUGAUGAUGACUCCUCAGAGAGCAGCAGCGCCAAUGGGCUGCCAGCCCUGACCUCCCCAGAGGUGCUGGCUGUGGGUGUGAACCCCCCAGAUGGUGGGGGUUCCUAUGGGGAGGUGGCAGAGAAUGGGCUGAGCGCUCCUCUGGACUUCAGCACCACCUCGUCCUCAUCUUCCUCGGAGGAUCAGCAGCCAGUGAAUCUGAGCGACAGACUGCUUCCAGCCGGGAGCUCGCCUCCAAACAGCUUCACCGUGGACCCCAACAAGAAGUACCCCAUAAAAAUGGAGUUCUCCAACAAGUCGCCUCCUUACAGCUCAGGGAGCUAUGACUUGGUGAAAACAGAACUGAGCAUGAGCGUUGAGGACCUGACCUCCGGUCGGGCACAGAUAAUUGACGAUGACGACGACGAUCAUGAUGACCACGAUGACAAUGAUAAGAUCAAUGAUGCUGAGGGGAUGGACCCUGAGAGACUCAAAGCCUUCAAUAUGUUUGUGCGUCUGUUUGUGGAUGAGAAUCUGGACCGCAUGGUGCCCAUCUCCAAGCAGCCCAAGGAGAAAAUCCAGGCCAUCAUCGAGUCCUGUAGCCGCCAGUUCCCGGAGUUCCAGGAGCGCUCCCGCAAGCGCAUCCGCACCUACCUCAAAUCCUGCCGCCGCAUGAAAAAAGGUGGUUUCGAGAUCCGGCCAACGCCCCCUCACCUCACCUCUGCCAUGGCUGAGAACAUCCUUGCUGCCGCCUGCGAGAGUGAAACCCGAAAUGCUGCCAAGAGGAUGCGGCUCGAUGUCUACCAACCGACGGAUGAGCCUGCCUCUGUUGACAAACCCACCACAAGGGAUCCAGCUCCUGUGGCGCCAUCAGGGUUCACUAUUGCCAGCGCAGCUUUUGCCCAAGACCAACUUUACACCAACGGAGGCCUCAACUACAACCUGCGGGGAUAUGGGACUGUUGCCAGUACCCAGCAGAGCUCUGGUGCUGCACAAACCAACGGUCCCACAGAUCUGAGCAUGAAGUCCGUCGGCCCAAACUCCUCCUCCUCCACCUCCAACAGUCACGGUCAGGGAGGCGGUGGUGGCGGGGCCUCCGCUCAGCUCAGCCCUCCGGAGGUGACGGCGGUGAAGCAGCUCAUCGCCGGGUACCGGGAGUCUGCGGCCUUCCUGCUCCGCUCUGCGGACGAGCUGGAAAACUUGAUCCUGCAGCAGAACUGAGUCCAAACCAAACCGUGCCAAUGCCCUUUCCCCCCUUCAGCCUGUCCUUCUCUGUCGCUGCGUGUCUCACACAUUCUGGCAGACUUUCACACACAAAGACACGAUCCUACACGAGUGAUACUGCAGUGCAUAGUGGGUCAUGUAGGUAUGGUACCUUCACUUGUUCCCACAAGGUUAUGUUAUGUCGGACAGGUCGAAACAUAUCACGGGCUGAAACAUGAUGAUUUAUGCAUUUGGUUGACCUUAGUGCCCUGCUUUGUGUAGCCAUUCAUCUCAUCAACUUCAUCACACCAGUGGAACCUCCAUUUGUCUCAGGAAGCGAUGAUCAGUCACAAAAAAGCAAAACAAUGACGUGUAUUGAUACACAAGCCAAGGUGUUGGAUUAGUUUAACCCCAAUAACAAAUUAUUGAAUAAACACCAUUAUUUCUUUCUGGUAUUAACCCAAUAUAGAAUAUGUGUGCAGUGGCGUGGUGUACUUGGGUUGUCUGAAUCGAGUCAUUUCUACAUCCAUGAAGGAAUUGCUGCUAUAAGAAGUGGCACCCUGUUAACCUCAACAGCUGCUGAUUUACAUGUAUUCCAAAAAAAUGUUAAAGAAAGAAGAAAAUAACAAAGACAGGGACAAAAAAUCAGACACAUUUGCAAGAAUGUCUUUAGCUAGGUGGACUUUAUUUUCAGUGAAUUGUUGCGUAACACUCUAUGGCAGGCAGUUGUCAAUAAUUAAAAGGAGGAGAAAUUUUAGGAAAUGUGGGUAUACAAAAUGAUGACAGAAAUAGAUCCUAAUGAAUUAGAAUGCAAUUGAAAUGUUAAUUUAUUUCAGUACUUCAAUUCAAAGUGAAACUCAUGUUAAUUAAUACAAAAAGAGUGCUACAUUUUGUUCUGUUAAUUUUGACUUAAAGCUAUAAAAAACAUAGUGCGCUCAAAGCUGUAGUAAUCUAUGCUUCUUAUGCUCCUUCUAAAAGACUUUCCCAUUCCUCUCAACUCUCCUUUAAUGUGCUUGGAGACAGUACUCUGUCGAACAUAUAAUCAGCAGAAUUUCUGUUAGCUGUAACAAUACACCAGACCAGUUAAAACAGGGUUUGAUGCAAAUAAAUUAUGUUAUGGCCACAACAUCACUAACAAAGACAGCUGCUUUCCACAAAAAUAUGCCACUGCUAAAGAAGCCGGCAGUUCACAGAGUGAUGUCUAUUAAUGGAAAGUUUGGUGGAAUGAAAAAGUACAAGUGCAACCUUGAGACGAGAAUAUUGGAUUUUCUGCAGCUGUAAACCAUAAUCAUCAAACUUCAGUAAGAUAAAUGCUUAAAAUAUGUAUCUGUGUGUAAUAAAUUUCUGUGAGUUUCACAUUUAAAAAUUCAACUAGUGAAAUAAAUACACUUUUCAAUAAUGUUAUUAUUUACUCAGAUGCACCUGUGCUUGUCAGGGAAAAAACCAAUAAGAUUAAUAUAAUAUUCAGACUCUUGAAAAAUUAAAGAAAAAGGUGCAAUAUUGAAUUAAUCAGUUGUUAAUAAAAUGAAGGAGUUUUAGGAGGAUUUUACUUCACCUCAGCCCUCUCUUGCUCUAGUCAAGUUUGUAAAAAGAAAAGAUAUCUAAUGCAGCAUUGUAGCCGAUUUCAAUGUUAUUGUUCGUUGUCAAUGCUAACCUCAUGACUGAGGCGCUAUCAGUCAUCAUUGUUGUGACAGAAAGGACCUGGCAGACGUGACUUGAUGUUGCACGCCUUGUUUCACUUUAGCGUGUUUUGUUUUGUGAAAGACGCAUUUACUUCAGAUUUUUUUUUAAAAGGCCCAGAGAGAGAAGCUUAGAUCCAUCUGUUACUGACAGAUGAGUGAAUGCAGAGCACACAGUCAGCACACACUCCUCUCCUCCCUGUCUACCCAUCUGUCCUGAUGAUCUCAGCAGGCGUCAGGCUCUGAAUCACGUCCCCACGUUCUUCAUGGUGUCCUGACACACUCUGUUUGAGAAGAAGCAAGAGACAAUCUCUGAAAAAGAUGUAAUAGCAUCACAGUUUACUCUCCCAGCUUUCUGCUACGGUGUGUGUUUGUACAGUGUGCACGUUUAUGUGUCAGAGCUUUUCUGGAGCACGGUUGAACAUCUCUUACUAGUGAGUCACUCGGCACAAAAAACAGUGUGUGUGUGUGUGUGUGUGUGUGCAGUUGUUUUUCCAGCCGUCUUAAUGUUUGCCGUGUGCCAAUUUUGUGUCUGUGGAGUGGAAGUGGAGUGACCCAGUUAGUACGAUGUCAAUCUGUGAAGAUUUAAUUCAGUAGGCUGAAACAUUCCUAACGAUGACAAUGACUCUUUGUGCGGCCAAAAAGUGGCUUGCACCUUAUCGAUUUGUCAGAGGUUAAGAGAUAUUUUUUUGUAUCUUUAAAAUUUUUCACACACGCUUGUCAUCCGUUUAGUUUCCAAGUUGUUCAUGCAUGACCUAAAGGUUUAUUUAUUUGCCUUCUCAUGACCAGGCCGAGUAACAUUUCCAUUUACUUUCUAUCAUCUAUUGCAAGUUCGGAAGCACUUUAUAGCUCAGGAUUAUGGUGACAUAAUAUGGUGAUUUCAGUGUGUCUAUACCUCAUUUGAAAUCUACGCUUCAGUUCACACACACGUCUUGAAUAUAGCAAACAAGACCUUCUUUGUGCAUGUCCUGUCUGAGGGGUGUUUCAAAACAAAGACUCAGAUCUAAAGUGUACGGGCAAAAAUGUCUGCAAGACUUGUUUAAGAUGCAGUGGAUGUGAAAAGUCUACAAACAUAAUGGCAGGUUAAAACGGCAGGUUUCUGUGAUGUAAAAUGAGACAAUGAGAAUUAUUUCAGAACUUUUUCCGAAGUCCACAGAGAGAAUCCAAAGCAUCAGAGGAAGUUCAUUGUCCAAAGGUAUCAGUCAGGAGGAGAGUACAAAAGAAUUUCCAAGGAAGUAUAUAUACAGUGUAACACAGUGAAGACAGUCAUCAUCAAAUGGAGAUAAUAUUGACCUACAGUGACAUUAUCAAGAGCAACAUGGAGGUAAUAGUGGACAAUUCAAAAUACCAGUUAGACCUUCAGUCUUCUACUAGAAACCUGCAGAGUAACCUGAUGUUUCUGCACGGCAACAUCCCAAAGCAUACAUCCAAAUCAAGAAAAGACUAGAUUCACCAGGAGAGGAAUAAAUAUUUGAAACAGCACAGCCGAGACCUGAGUCUGAUCUGGGGUGAUCUAAAGGGGGCUGUGAACAGGAAGUGACCUCACAAUCUGACAGAUUCAUUGCCGACUCAAGAUGUUCCUCCUACCAAAAAACACUGAGUGAUAAUGUAUCACCAUAAAGUUGUACAGGUUAUAGGUCACAUUCAAGAUGAAGAAAGUUUUAUCUUGGUCUUAUUUGUUUACAUAACAAAACCUAAACGUUUUUGCAGAACAUUCUUAACCACUGCACGAAGAAGAAACACGCAUUAGCUCUGUCUGCCACUCUACGUUGUUUGCAAAUGUAUGGGGGAAAUUUACUGUCAAAAAUCAAGAGCAUAUAUUUUCAAUUUGAGAGCAGGAUUCCAUCCUGCUUGUACUCAAACUUAGUAAUGUUUGCGCACAAACUUGCUCUCUGCUCGGAUCAAAAUUGCACUCUCAAGUUUCUUCGCAGAUUCUUUUUGCUCUCUCUCAGAUUAAAGUCGUAUCAUCUCCUAGCAACCAUAGCAGCCAAUAGAAUGACAGUGUGCAACUGCCAGGUCACAGGCUUGAAGGAGGAUGAAGCAAGCAGGAGGAGAAAUUAUCUAUGCAAGAAGCAUUAGAUCAGAGCGCAGAAACAAAGAUUGGAGAGAGAACAGAGUAUAUCUGAUAGAAAGCAGAAGUUUUGAGUGCAAGCAUUACUAAGUUUGAGUGCAAGCAGAAUGAAAUCCUGCUCUCAAACUGAAAACAUAUGCUCUUGAUUUAUGGCAGUAAAUUUGCCCCAUACAAAUGCAUUUAAUGGUUUGUUAAACCAACAUAACAACUAAACUGGAAAAUAUAAAUAUACUUCGAGAACAAUAUGUGGAUCCCAAACAGGGUGAAUCAGGUCACAUUUAUUAUUUAUUAUUCUUCUUCUUCCUGGAGUUAUAGAGCUUUUUCUGCAUGCACAAAAUUUGCCAUCCUCAACAUAGACUGCUCAACAAUAUCACUACAAAUUGAUUUCACAAUUCCUGCUGCAGCAAAAAUCUUUCUUAGAGUACUGUGAUAAAUUUCUGAAGCAAGUUGAUAAGCGUAAUGCAGUCAUGGUAAAAAUAACAAAAACAAAAACAGCACCUUUCAGUUCCAGGGUUUUAGGACAUAAUAAAAACGAGCUGAUCUUCACAGGUUCUGAGACAAUUUAAACCUAACUUUAUUUACACAAAAAAACACAACAGAUUCCAUGUUAUUUGUGACAUCACUGACUAAACAAAGAGUGAAGAGGAGCCUUGUGUGGAGAAACUAAGUACACCCUAUAAUUUAACAGCUUGUAGAACUACCUUUGGCAGCAGUAGCUUGAUGUGAAGAAAGUUGGGUCGACUCUUCUUUAUACAAUGUUGCUUCAUUUCUUUAAUGACCCAGUUUGGGUCAAGCUUCAUCUGUUGGACAGAUGGCUUCAUAUUUUAUUCUUUGCAGAGGAGGUCAUGGUCGACUCACUGACUACAAGCUGUCCAGGUCCUGUGGCUGCAAAAAAAGCCCACACCAUCACCCCUCCACCUCCAUACUUAACAGAUGGUAUGAUGUGUUUGUGUUGAUAUGCUGUGUUUAGUUGUCAGCAAACAUAGUGCUGUGCCUUAUGGCCAAACAUCUCUAUCUUGGUCUCAUCCAUCUGAAGGACAUUGUGUAGUGGUUCAUUAAUUCAAAAAUACUUUAUUUAUUUAGAUGCAACUUUGCAAACCUAGGUCAUGCUCCCAUAUAUUUUUUUAGGGAGAGAAAGCGUUUUCCUGACAAAUCUUCCAGAUAAGCUGUACUUGUUCAGUUUGUUUCUAAUUGCUCUGUCCUGAUCUUUAACUUUUAACAUGCUAACCGAGGCCUGUAGAAACAGAGAUGGAGCUCUUGGGGUUUAUCUGCUGAAAAGUCCACUUGUCAGGUCUGUCUCAUAGGUUUUCCACUCACAGAGUUUGGAAACAACCAAAACGCUUGUUUUUAUAGAGGCGAUCACACUGAUGAUUCGUUACGUGCACUUGAUUAGAAACACCUGGCUGUCCCCUUCAUUGAAUCCUAUGAUAGCAUAAAUAGUUUACUUAGGUUUUACACACACAUUUAAUCACUGACAGUGUGGCAUCUUUCGCGUGUUUUUUUGUACAUUUGAGUGUAGGAUUAAUUAAUUUUACAAUCUGGUAAAGAUCAGAUCAUGCAUUAAUGCCUCCUACCCUAGAACUGAAACCUUCUUUCCCCCAUGGCUGUGUUUGCCUCCUUACACAGGCAAAGAUAACUUGCCUCUUCUUGUAUUUUUGCGACACCCCUCAGGACUCACACUGACGUAACCACAGUCGAGUACUCACACGUCUUCCACGUCUCCCUCCUUGUUUGUUACCGUAGCAGACCCUCUUCACUUCACCUCUCGUCUAGCUCAGCGACACCAGACUGAGGCCCGUUUUUGAAACCAAACACCUGCUUGCAGAUCGGUUCUCUGUCCCCGCUGAGCAAACAUGUUUAGCUGUGUGCUGAAGUUACUGUGAUCAACAACAAAAAAUCUUGUUGUCAUGUUGUUGUUUUGUUAUUUUUCCAAUGACUCCCAAUGACUUUGCUCUUUGUAUUGACUUGACAAUGUAAUUUAUUGGUGUUGACUAAAAUGCCCUGGUAGCUUGUGGAUUGCUAAAGUGGUCAGAUAAAUGUACUGUAUAGCUGUACAAAGAGUGAUAAAAGAUGUUUUGAACCUUUCUUUUUCUGUGGGUACAGCACUGUUAAAAAAAUCAAAGUGGUUUUAGCCCUUGCCUGUUUUAACUUAUCAUUUUGUGAUGGUCUGUAUAACUUCUAUUGUUAUUUAUAUUAUUUGAGUUGUUGCCUCUCCUGCACUGAUAAGAGACUGUAGCUCUGUGCAGGGGUUCGUACUGUAAACCUGUGUGAAGCUUUGUAUUUUCCCUUUCUGGUUUUGGACUCAGUGAAAGUGUGAUGUUUACAUGUACAGUUUUUCAGAAUAUUUUGCGUUUUUUGUUUGUGUUUUGCAUCUUAUUCUUUCUCCCUUCUCUCAUCAAUCCCUCCCCCCCUCCUCGAUCUGUGUUCAUUCGCUUAGAGAUUUUUGCGUUCUGUUGUUUCACUGCAUCGGUUGCAGAGGUGACCUCUUUGACGACUUGGUCACACGGUCAGAGUGUGCCGUGACGGUCGGCUGCGGUCGGCUCGGCGUUGUGGUGGCUUCCAGCAUUUAAAAUGGUAAUAUUUUAGAAAAAAAAAAACAAGGGGGAGCUUCACAACUUCUCAAAGUGCACCAGCAAAGAUUUAUUAAGGAUUAAGAUGACUUUAACGGUUUUAAACCCUGUUGUGGCCUAAACAGACUGAGCAGAUAACAAAGUGUUCAUAAUGACUUAGUAUCCAGGCGAGUUGUCAGGGAAAACUCCUCGUCCUUAAUCCGACUGGUGCCCUGAAAGGUACACUUUGACCUGUUGUAAUAUCUCCUGGUAACAUAAAAGCCAUUCCCCUCUUCUGGCCUUUAAAGGGGAACCCAUAAACCUCAGGAAAUACUGAUUCUCCGACUUUAGUUUUAGCCAAUACUUUCUUCUGAAGUGAGAUUUAAGUCUCUUAACUUAAAAAAAGGAAAAAAAAACAUUAACAUUUAUAUGAGAUGUCUAUUGUUUUGUACAUUUAUCAUUGUGAUUUAAAGGUGGAGCUUUUUCCGGUACCUGUGACUUAAUAUUUUGAUUUUUCUUUUCGAGUGUUUAUUGGUAUUGAUAUUUAUUAAUAUAUGUGAAACUACACAAAAAAAAGACAAAAGAAAAGGUUGAACCUUUUUUCAUUGGUAUGUUUCAUGCAAAACUGUCCAGGUGAGAUUCUCUCUGCCUCUUACAUAUCACUAAUGAGGGACCUGUGUUCGUUUGGAAAUAGCGCUUUUUUCAGUGUUGCAUCAACGCUAUGAAAAACUAAAAACAAACAAAAAAAAAAAGGAUAAAAACAAAAACAACCAGAAAAAAACUGAAAGCAAAACAGUGGUUUACCAACUGCAGAGUUGCAAUGCUCUCCUCUUUUCCUGAGAUGUCAGUAAUUGAAUAAAACAGUGCGAUGAGCUAUCAAACUGA
Messenger RNA from Girardinichthys multiradiatus, 10283 nucleotides. RefSeq names its product nucleolar protein 4-like a (gene nol4la). Lineage: Eukaryota; Metazoa; Chordata; Actinopteri; Cyprinodontiformes; Goodeidae. The record is from RefSeq and is a predicted model, not a curated record. The transcript is spliced from 11 exons. The coding region runs from base 1060 to 3117 and encodes 685 amino acids.